This is a messenger RNA of Oryza sativa Japonica Group (Japanese rice), 2982 nucleotides long. RefSeq names its product exocyst complex component SEC15A. Lineage: Eukaryota; Viridiplantae; Streptophyta; Magnoliopsida; Poales; Poaceae. The record is from RefSeq and is a predicted model, not a curated record. Gene Ontology annotation, cellular component: exocyst; membrane. Gene Ontology annotation, biological process: intracellular protein transport; Golgi to plasma membrane transport; exocytosis.
UCAUCACUCGCCUCCACUCCACUCUCCAUCCCUCUCUCUUCUCUCUCUCUCUCCGCCGGCGGAGGCAGAGGCACCGCCGGCAUUCUCCCCCGCAAGCCCCGCCUCGCCUCCUCCCCCUCCCCGCCGCGCGCCGCCGGCGAGCUGCCCCUGAGGCACACGGCGUGUGCGGCCUCCUCCUCCUCCCCUUCUCCCCCACCCCUGCGCGGCCUCCUCGCGCGCACGGCCGGCGCAGCAAGGUCCGGAGACGCGACGCGGCCGGCCUCAUUCCACUCGCCUCCAUCCCCGGCUCGAAUCGAACCCCCAAGUUGAACAAUGACUGCUCAGACCAAGAAGAGGGGUGGCGGGGAGAGCGGGAACGGUGGCGCUGGCUUGGGCCUUGCUGCCUUCAUCGCCAACGGCGAGGAUCUGGGCCCUAUCGUCCGCCACGCGUUCGAGUCCGGGAAGCCCGAGUCCCUCCUGCAAGGCCUCAGGAGCAUCGUGAAAAUGAAGGAGGUUGAGAUUGAGGAGCUCUGUAGGGUCCACUACGAGGAGUUCAUCCUUGCAGUCGAUGAGCUCCGCGGCGUGUUGGUUGACGCCGAUGAGCUUAAGGGUAUGCUGUCCGGCGAAAACCUGCGCCUGCAAGAGGUUGCUAGCUCCCUGCUGUUGAAGCUUGAUGAGCUUCUUGAGUUGUAUUCAGUGAAUAAGAAUGUUGAGGAAGCCCUAGGGAUGUUGAAGAUCUGUUUGCAAGUCACCAGUCUGUGCCAGAUGUGCAACAAGGACAUUGCAGAAGCCAGGCUUCAUUCUGCUUUGAAAAGUUUGGAGUUGAUUGAGAAGGAUUUUCUGCAAAAUAUUCCUCUAAAGCUUCUAAAAAAGGCUGUUCAGAAGCAAAUACCAAUUGUCAAGCUGUACAUUGAGAAGAAAGUUUGCAAUGAGUUUAAUGAGUGGCUGGUGUAUAUCAGAAGGACAGCAAAGGAAAUUGGUAAGGUUUCGAUAAGCCAGGCAUCCUUGGCUCGUCAGAAAAAUGAGGGAAUACAUUCCCAACAGAGGGAAGCAGAGGACUGCAGCCGUAUUGGGUUUGACGAGCAUGCUUAUGCCUUGGAUUUGGAUCUCAUAGGUGAGGAGGAAGUACUGGAAUUCGAUCUUACACCAGUAUACCGAGCAAACUACAUUCACACAUGCCUUGGUCUUGGGGAAAAAUUCCGAGAAUACUACUACAAUAACAGGCUUAUGCAACUUAAUUUGGACCUGCAAAUUCCCACGACACAACCGUUCAUGGAGUCUCAUCAGCACUUCCUUGCUCAGAUAGCUGGGUUCUUUAUUGUUGAGGACCGUGUCCUUCGAACUGCAGAUGGGCUUCUUUCUGAUAGUCAGGUUGAGACAAUGUGGGGGACAGCUAUUUCUAAGGUCACAUCUAUCUUAGAGGAACAGUUCUCUCGCAUGGAUGCUGCCAACCACCUCCUACUCGUAAAAGACUAUGUCACUCUUCUGGGUGCAACCAUGAAGAAGUAUGGAUACCAAACCACAUCAUUGCUUGAAAUUCUUGAGAAGAAUAGGGACAAAUUCUAUCAACUUCUUCUUUCUGAUUGCCGGAAAAAGAUAGAUGGCAUCUUCACUAAGGACUCAUAUGAGCAGAUGAUCAUUAAGAAGGAAAAUGAGUACCACAUGAAUGUUUCAGCAUUUCAACUUGAACCCAUUGGUGUAGUUCCGGAUUUUCCAUAUGUUGCACCAUUUUCCUCUUCAGUUCCAGAUGCUUGCCUUAUCGUGCGCUCUUUUAUUGAUGAUUCUGUGAACUACUUGUCAUAUGAUCCUAUGAUGGACGCCUAUGAUGUGGUGAAAAGAUACCUAGACAAGCUCUUGAUUGAGGUACUAAAUGAUGGCCUUCUGAAUUUGAUACAUGGUGGUUGUUUGGAGAUUACACAAAUGGUGCAGAUUGCAGGAAAUAUUGCCAUUCUUGAGAAGUCCUGUGACAUGUUCCUCUUUCAUGCUGCCCAACUUUGUGGUGUUCCUAGGCGUCUUCUUGACAAGCCUCAUUCCGGUUUGACUGCUAGAGCUGUGCUCAAAGCCUCUCAAAAUGCAGCGUACAAUGGGUUAAUAGCCUUGGCCAAUUCCAAGAUUGACGAAUUUAUGUUGCUUUUGACUAGCAUCAAUUGGACACCAGAGGAAACUCCAGAACAUGUGAAUGACUACAUGAAUGAGGUCGUCAUCUAUCUUCACACGUUAGUGUCAACUGCACAGAAUGUUUUUCCAAGGGAAGCCCUGUACAAGGUGGUUUGUGGGGCAUUCAGCCACAUCUCGGACUCGAUAAUGACAGUUUUUCUUAGUGAUCGGGUGAAAAGGUUCAAUGCUAAUGCUGCCGCAGGUAUUGACAUUGACCUGAAAAAGUUAGAGGAAUUUGCAGAUGAUAAAUUCCACAGCACUGGGUUGUCAGAGCUGAGAAAAGAAACAACUUUCAGAGAUUGCCUGGUCGAAAUUAGGCAGCUCACCGAUCUUCUGCUCAGCAACCAGCCAGAGAACUUCAUGAACCCUGUAAUCAGGGAGAAGAAUUUUGGAUCCUUGGAUCAUAAGAAGGUGUCUAUCAUCUGUGACAAGUUUAGAGAUGCUCCGGAAAGCUUAUUUGGGAGCCUUUCAGGCCGAAGUACAGUGCAAAGUGCUCGAAAGAAGUCCUUGGAUGUGUUGAAGAGAAGGCUGAAGGAUUUUAGCUGAGCUUAGCCAUGUUGCAUCAGAAAAUAAGUUAGUGCUCCCUUGAAAAGACUGCUGCCAAGUGGUGGUUAGCCUUUUUAAGUUUCUUUUACCCCUUGUAACCUCCGUAGUUCGGCAACUCUAUAUGGAAUUUAUGUAGCUGUCAUGGUUUGUAUAGGUCAAUUUUGACUGUUAUUAUGGGCAGCACUUGCAUUCUCUCUUCAAAUUAUGAACUUCGAUGGCACUAGUAUACUAAAUCACUGAGAGAAUCAGGCCUAAGAAUUUGAUCUCCUGAAUAGUUAAGUUCUCUUGUUUAAGAUGUAA